GCGGUCGACAAAUAAUCUAGUUAAUCAACCCUGGCCAUUUCAUCAAGAUGACAAUGGAAGUUGACGGAAAAGAACAUCUCGCUUUGGAUCUAGAUGUACUCAAUGUUACCAACGAAAGUCGACAAACCUAUGGUCUCAGACAUCAGGAUUACGAACGCUACCGUCAAUAUUGCUCGCAGCAUCUUCGAAGAUUGAGACAAGUGCUUGGUCAAACGCAAAGUAGCGCUUCCAAGCCCUACCAGAAGAAGGAGUUUCCUGAUGAGAUUACCGAUUCACGAUACCUUCAUAUACUUCUAUUCCAAAGCGAGCGUGCCUGGGCAUACGCUAUGGAGUUGAAGCGCGAAUCCAGCAGCAGCGAAUCUCGCAAGCAUCACCAUGUCGUUAAGAGAUUCCGACGUGCAGCUCUGUACGCUUCGCAGCUAUCCGAAGUUGCUGAAAAGCACUCUGCAGAAAAGAGAACUCAAUUGGACGUCAAGGCUUAUGCUUCCUUGAUGAAUGGCUACCUCAAAAUGGAGGAGCAAAAGUGGCAAGAAGCUUUGGAUCACUAUGUCGCUGCUAGAACCAUUUAUGAGACUUUGGCUAAGGCUAGCAAUGCUCAUCAAGAAACACUUUGCCACUCGGCUAUUGAUGAGAUUGAUCCCAGCAUUCGAUUCUGCGCCCAUAUGCUUCGAAGUAGCGGCGGAACCUCACAGCAUGAUAUCGAUGACCUUGUAUCUGCGAUGCGAGACAAAUCAGCUCCUGGUAUGGACUUGCUGGAGGCACAGCUUGCUGAAGUUGCUGCUCAUUCACGCCAGAAGCGCGCACAGGAAAUGACGAGCAUUUCAUGGCGCCAUACAACCGUCGAACUUCGCAAUGCCGAAUUGGCUAUGUCUAUCCUAAAGGCUCAAGAAACCGCACAAGCCGAAUCCGGUAACGAUGUGGAUCGAUUUGACGAGGUGUUAUCAGCAUGGGCUGAGGCUGAAAAGGCCGCAAAGAAAGCUAUCAAGGAAGAUGAGGAAGCAACCGCUAAAGUUAAAUCAUCAAAGAGUGCGGAGACGACUCAAAACUUGCAUUUCUGUUACACCUAUGCAGCCUACAAUUUGUAUGCUAGAUCUAUUCAGCGAAAUCUAUCACUUGCAAAGACCAUUGUGAAGGAAGGCGGCCGACCACAAGAUAUUGUCAAACUAUAUGAUGAUGUUCUAAAGAACGUGGGCUCUAUCGGUGAGCUCCCUACUGUUCAGCACGAUCAUACUUUUGAGCAAGAGGUCGAAAUUCAAUCCAAAUACUUUAAAGCAUGGAGAUGUAUUCAUGUUGCAGACGCAUACUCGAGCUUGGGAAGAUAUGCAGAAACAUUGGGACUAUUUGAUCUGGCAUUCAAUUACAUCUCUCAAGCGCGUGCGAGCUUACAGCAAAUUACCCCACAAAAUGACGAUGGUCUUAUCAACAUUACCGAGAAGGAACUGCAGGAAACUGAACAAACCAUACGCGGCCGAAAAUGCAAAGCUCAUGCUGCAUGGUACCUCGAACAAGGCGAACAGACGGAAGAUGUAUCACGCAAAUUGGAGGAUAUGGACUUGGAUGAAGUGGACGAGGUUGCUUUGAUCAAACGUUUGGAUAACUAUCCCGCUAGUAUGACUGCCAAGCGUCUUCCACACCUUGUUGAUUUCCCGCCGGUAUUCCAACCCAUUCCUAUGAAGCCCAUGCUAUUCGACCUCGCAUUGAACCAUGUUGAAUACCCCGAGUCCUUAUCUACAAGAUCCGGAAAAGAUCAAGCGAGUGGUGGCUGGUUUGGCGGCUGGUUCGGAAGAAAAUAAAGCAAACCCCACCCGCACGACUGUUGAAAAUUCCGAAAUUAGACGUCGGAGCAAUAAAGGCAAACUUACACUAUUGUUUCAAAAGCAUUUCUUAGCGUACGGACGUGCG
Messenger RNA from Umbelopsis ramanniana AG, 1902 nucleotides. RefSeq lists its product as uncharacterized. Gene Ontology annotation, molecular function: signal recognition particle binding; 7S RNA binding; endoplasmic reticulum signal sequence receptor activity. The record is from RefSeq and is a predicted model, not a curated record. Gene Ontology annotation, biological process: SRP-dependent cotranslational protein targeting to membrane. Bases 48 to 1793 code for a protein of 581 amino acids. The transcript has 8 exons. Gene Ontology annotation, cellular component: signal recognition particle, endoplasmic reticulum targeting. Lineage: Eukaryota; Fungi; Mucoromycota; Umbelopsidomycetes; Umbelopsidales; Umbelopsidaceae.